Molecule: messenger RNA, 1468 nt
Organism: Lycium ferocissimum
Lineage: Eukaryota; Viridiplantae; Streptophyta; Magnoliopsida; Solanales; Solanaceae
Product: B2 protein-like
Exons: 5
Coding region: 394-1323 (309 amino acids)
Biological process (GO): response to endoplasmic reticulum stress
Source: RefSeq, a predicted model, not a curated record
UAUCUACUCUCAUAUCAUUCACUUUGUAAAAUCAUUACUCACUCCAUUAGACCAAAGAUUAAGUUUUUGUAGAAACUUUUUUUCUUGUUGAGCCUUAUUCAUCUAUAAAUUUCACUCUUUUAGUCCAAAAAUUGAAUCUUUAUACAAAAUUUCUCUUCUUUGAGGCUUGUUCAUCUUUACAUUUCAAUCUUUUAGUCCAAAAAUUGAAUCUUUAUACAAAAAAUAGCAUCUGGGGUUUAGAGUUGUGCAGAAAAUUUCUCUUCAAUUUCAUUCUUUUAGUCCAAAAUUGAAUCUUUAUAGAAAAAAUUCUCUUCAAUUUCACUCUUUUGGUUCAAGAUUAAAUUUUUAUACAAAAAUAUCAUUUGGGGUGUAGCAAAAAAGUGAAAAAAAAAAAUGGACAACAAUCAAUCUUUUUACCAAUUUAGUGAUAACCUUCGUUUACAAACAAACAAUUUAGCAAAUUUAUCUUCAAAUGAUUCAAUUUGGAGCAACAAUUAUAUAUCAAAAAAGCCUGAAGAAAGAAGAAAUUUUGAUAUAAGAGUAGGUGGUGAAAUUAAUUCUGUAAAUCCAAUAAAAAAUUACAAUCUUUUUAGUAAUGAUGGUUUCAAGAUUGCUGACGUGGCAGUGAAUGGAGGGGGUAGUGGGGUUAGUUUAAAUGGUGGAUUUAAUAAAGGUGUUUAUACAAACCCUUUGAAUUUUAACAAUAUUAUGGUGAAUUCAUCAAAAGGGGUUAAUAUCAAGAAAAAUGAUGAUUAUGGAUUUGUGAAUAAAUUUGGGAAGAAAAAUAAUAACAAGAUUAAUAGAGAGAGUAAUAAGGAUUUGGGUGGUAAUAAUAGUACUGAGAAUAAUAAGAAGUACAAGACUUUGCCAGCAUCAGAAUCAUUACCAAGAAAUGAAACAGUUGGUGGAUAUAUUUUUGUUUGCAACAAUGAUACUAUGCAUGAGAAUCUCAAAAGGGAGCUCUUUGGCUUGCCACCUCGUUACCGUGAUUCAGUUCGCCAAAUAACUCCUGGCUUGCCUCUUUUUCUCUACAACUACUCGACCCAUCAGCUUCACGGAAUUUUUGAGGCUGCGAGUUUCGGUGGGUCCAACAUUGAUCCUACAGCCUGGGAGGACAAGAAGAACAAUGGUGAAUCGCGCUUUCCUGCUCAAGUGCGCGUUGUGACAAGGAAAAUUUGUGAACCACUUGAAGAGGACUCAUUCAGGCCGAUUCUUCACCAUUAUGACGGUCCCAAAUUUCGCCUUGAAUUAAGCAUUCCAGAGGCUCUCUCUCUCCUGGACAUCUUUGCAGACAAAAAUAUACUGAAUAGUUUGUUAAAUUGAAGGGUCUACAGUACAUAGGCAAUAUAUGUGAUAUACAGACAAUAUAUAGCUCUUUUUUAUUUGCAGUCUGAUGUUACAAACUAUUUUGUAAUCCAGCAGGUUUUGUUGUGCAUAUAAUAAAAGUAAAAAAGUUCAAUUUUGUCUA